Sabethes cyaneus is the source of this 1503-nucleotide messenger RNA. RefSeq lists its product as uncharacterized. The transcript has 4 exons. NCBI's taxonomy places the organism in Eukaryota, Metazoa, Arthropoda, Insecta, Diptera, Culicidae. The coding region runs from base 1 to 1272 and encodes 423 amino acids. The record is from RefSeq and is a predicted model, not a curated record.
AUGGCCGGUGUUUCACUAAUGUAUACGCAUAUUGGACAACUCACUGAUGGCAGUAAUAUUUAUUUUGAUUCCAGGCGCGACCGCGGUUUCCCCGAGCCGGAACUUCCUGCCGUUGAUUCUCGAUCCGAUGGCAGUACGGUUUCAUCAGCGGUCGACGAUGCCACAGUUGAACCCAGCAUGGGCACCAUUAUGCAAGCGGCACCGGUCGACAGUGGAGAAGGGAUAUUCAUUUACAUUAUCCCGGCCGUGCUGCAUCUCGGUGGCUAUGUAAUCGCAGUUUACAUUUACCGCUUCGCCGAUAAUGAACAUUUACAAUGUUUAAUUGAAAGGAAAGCCAACGCGAAUAUGGGUGAGCCGGGAACACAUCUGCUUCUUCGAUUGGCUCCAAUGGAAGAGCAGCUGGCAUUGGCCAUUAAAAAUUCAUUCUCGCCGUCAUUGUCAUCGUUUCGUCACUAUCCACUAAUCUUCUUACAGGUUUUCAUCCUGAGCAGUGCUCCCCGCCGGCUGGUGGCAACUUUGUGGGUCUACUUUGCACUCGGCAUGCUGUGGCUAGCCGGUGCUACUGCGUAUACCUGCCUGUUGGUAGAGGAACAAUCCGAAGCCAUCAUCCGUCUGAAAUGGAUGGGAGAUCUCAAUCCAACCGAGCGCGAUUACAUUAGUGGUUUUCUCUGCGUAACGAUGUUUUUCCACGACUUGGUCCAAACGGUCAUCAUCAUCAGCUACAGUAUUACGUGCUACCUUCUCCGUUAUUAUCUACAGGGCCUGAAGGAAAAAUUGCUUCUGCAUACCAUCGAACCCCUCAACUGGAUGCGGGAAAUUUGCGAAUUUCGCAAAUUACUACAUCACCUAAACAGGAAAAUAUCAGUUCCUGUGUGCUGCCUGACGCUGCUAAACCUGAGCUACGCCUUCUCCAGUGUCGUACACGUGUUUCGUGAUAUAAACGCCUGCCCGGUAAAAAUUAUCAGCUUCACCACAGCAAAUCUGUUGCUGUGGAUCCUCAUCUCGUUGACGCCAUUUAUUCAGGCAGCAUCACUCACGGUUUCCUGCCGCCGGACCCAAACCUGCGGACAUCUGAUUAGCAUUCGUCCGUUCGUACAUCGAAAUACCUCGUCGGAAGAUCUGAAUACCGUCCUGCUGUACGCCUCCUCACUGCAAAUAUCGGCCGAGUUGUUUCGAAUACCGAUCAGUGCUCACUAUUUAUGCUUUUUCGUGUUUGUUUGUGCCGUUGGCAUCCUUACGUUCGGGAUGUGUCUCACUUGGGGGAACGUUUGAUGCCUUCGACAAUCGGCUGCUGUUGCUGCUGAUACUGAUCAGACGUCCAUAGAAUGAACGAACGAAUGGGCGAACCAACGAACUAGCAUUGCGCCCGAAGGAUGAAAUCCAGUUUAAAUUUUGCCAGAGCAAGUAAAGUUUGAUUUUCGAUUUCCCCAUGUAAACAUUGGAAUUGAAAAAAGUGCAAAUAAAUACUACAUUACGUUGGACACAGAACCGGUCAGCUUCACU